AUGGAGACGCAGAGAAGCAAACGGAGGAGGGUGUACUCGUACGAGCCCCCCAUGCAAUCCAUCGCUGACUUCGCUCACAGCUACCUGGCCUACCUCUUGCCAGCCCUCCUCAAGAUCGAAAGGAUGAGAUCUCGCCGGAGGAUCAGAGUCCAGGAGGUCGAGGAGGCCGUGAAAGCGGAGGUCAACCUGGCGCUGGUGGCGGCUGCCGGUGGCUUCGCUUGGAGCCGCGCGCUGGAGCAGAAGCUCCGCCACUGCACGGCCAGGCCCCCUUCCAUUCUCUCUCUAUCCCGCGAGCAGAAGAACUCGAUCGACGGCGGCGCCGCAGUCCCGCCGUCAACUUCCGGGGCCUGCAAAUGCGAACCAGAGAGGGCUGGAGCUUCUUCGUCUUUCUCUGCCUCCGAGGGGAAGCCGCUGGAGGGAGGCAACGACGAGCUCCAGGAUCGGAUGAGGAUCUUGAGGAGGAUUCUCCCUGGCGGGGAGGCUCUGGGUUUGACCGAGCUGAUCUCCGGGGUCAACAGCUACGUCGUCUGCCUCGAGCUGCAAGUCGACGUCCUCCGGUCUCUCGUCGACACUAGUUGA
Spirodela intermedia is the source of this 579-nucleotide messenger RNA. The record is from the annotation of a GenBank genome assembly. NCBI's taxonomy places the organism in Eukaryota, Viridiplantae, Streptophyta, Magnoliopsida, Alismatales, Araceae.